AUGAAAAGAAGGCAAGAAGAGGAGCGAGCCCCUACUAGCACGCGGAGAGGGCGAGACGAGGAGGCGGAGUCCUCACUAUUGUUGGGGUUUACAGAGUGGGACUUCGAGACGAAGUGGGGGUCUCCGCUCCACCCACCAGCCUGGGACCUCGCACUCGGAGCCUGGAUUCGUCCGGAGCCCCACCCCCACCCCCACACGUUCACCCAGCUGGAAGCGGCCAAACCUUUAUCCCCGAAGCCCAGCCUCUCCCCGCCCCCAUCCGCAGCCCAAGCGCUUCUCCUCUACGCCCCAUCCCCUGCCUCCUGCCCCCACUUUCCCCUUUGGGCAUCACUUCGACUGAUGCACCCCGACCCCCCGGCUGAUGCACCCCCGCCACCUCCACUCGCCCUGUCCCGAUCCCCUCCAACCCCGGGCGCCUCCCCAACAGCCCCCACCUCCUUUCCCGUCCCUCCUGUAGCCCCAGGGUACUCCCGGUUUGGCCACUCCAAGGCCGCCCGACUGGACUCACCGUGUGGGGCCGAGGUCGAGGCCCGGGAAGGGUGCCCGGGGGCAGGGGCCGCUGCUGCUCCAGCAGCUGUAAUGAGCCGCGGCGGCAGCCACCCCGCUGGCAGCUCGGGCCGAAUCAGCGCCCCGCACCAGCCCCCAUUACGUCACCGCCCAGCGCCGGGCCGCCCGCAGCCUCCUGGGAGUUGUAGUAUUUACCCCUGCUCCAGCCCAGGGCUCUCUGGGGCCGCCCGCAGGUUUCAACAGUACGCGGAACAAAGAUUCUACUCCAGUCCAGGACUAUGCCAAUCUGUGGCCAUGUUCCCGCCAGCCAGUCACCUCCUGUCCCUGCUGCUGGUGAUAGACGCAGGGGGAACCGUGCCCAGCCCCCAGGGGGUUCCCCAGGGCUGCUAUGCGGCAGAGGAAGCUGGGGAGCAGACCUUCCGCUGCAGCCAGGCGGGUCUGAGCACCGUGCCCACCAGCAUCCCCAACGACACCCGCAAGCUCUACCUGGAUGCCAACAGGCUGGCGUCGGUGCCAGCUGGUGCCUUCCGGCACCUGCCUGUCCUGGAGGAGCUGGAUCUGUCCCAUAACAUCCUUGCCCACCUCUCAGGGGCUGCUUUCCAGGGCCUGGCGGGCACACUGCGCCACCUCGACCUCUCUGCCAACCAGCUGGCCUCGGUGCCCGUGGAGGCUUUCAUGGGGCUAAAGAUCCAAGUGAACCUGUCUGCCAACCCAUGGCGCUGCGACUGUGCCCUCCAGGAGGUGCUCCGUCGGGUGAGGCUGGCCCCGGGCACUGGGGCGGGCAUUGUGUGUGGCCCAGAAGCCCGACCGGACCUUGUGGGGCAGAAGUUCCUGCCACUGGUCGGGGAGGAAGAGUUGUGUGGGACAGGGCGGGGCGGGGCCCGGCGCAGCACUGACGUGGCCCUGCUGGUCACCAUGGGGGGCUGGCUGGUUCUGGUGGUGGCUUAUCUGGCCCACUACGUGUGGCAGAACCGGGACGAGACCCGACGUCCGCUCAAGCGGGCCCAAGUGCUGCCUGUGCGCUCUGAGGACUCCUCCACCCUCAGCACAAUGGUCUGA
Molecule: messenger RNA, 1566 nt
Organism: Budorcas taxicolor (takin)
Lineage: Eukaryota; Metazoa; Chordata; Mammalia; Artiodactyla; Bovidae
Gene: LRRC3C
Product: leucine rich repeat containing 3C
Exons: 2
Coding region: 1-1566 (521 amino acids)
Cellular component (GO): plasma membrane
Molecular function (GO): protein binding
Source: RefSeq, a predicted model, not a curated record